This is a messenger RNA of Oncorhynchus tshawytscha (Chinook salmon), 2793 nucleotides long. It is a transcript of the gene peli2, whose product is annotated as pellino E3 ubiquitin protein ligase family member 2. The record is from RefSeq and is a predicted model, not a curated record. Gene Ontology annotation, biological process: protein polyubiquitination; regulation of Toll signaling pathway. Lineage: Eukaryota; Metazoa; Chordata; Actinopteri; Salmoniformes; Salmonidae. The coding region runs from base 277 to 1551 and encodes 424 amino acids. Gene Ontology annotation, molecular function: ubiquitin protein ligase activity; protein binding. The transcript has 6 exons.
CCUCUGCUCCUGGCUGUUUUUGGAUCAUCUUUUAAAGCGGAUUGAACCACCGAGUUGCGUUAACUACAACUGCCUUACAAAACAACGUUUUUAUUCCAUUAAUUUAAAAGGGAAGACUGCUCUGUAUAGUCGUAAAUACGUAUACAACGAGAUAUACAGUGAAAUGGCAGUUGCGUACUCUCUUUGUAGGGAAUCCCUUGUGUUCUUUUCCCUCUGAAUUUGAGAGAGUGCAUUGAGACCGAGAGGUGACUGCUGUCCAUUGAAGCAAGAAGCCUCAUGUUUUCACCAAGCCAGGAGGAGCAGUGCGCCCCUACAAAAGACCCCAUAAAAUACGGGGAGUUGGUAGUAUUAGGGUACAAUGGCUCCCUCCCGAACGGAGACCGGGGCCGAAGGAAAAGCCGCUUUGCCCUGUACAAGAGAAGCAAAGCCAACGGUGUUAAACCCAGCACCGUCCAUAUCCUCAACACACCACAGGCCAGCAAGGCGGUGAACUGCAAAGGGCAGCACAGUAUUUCCUACACUCUGUCCAGGAACCAGACAGUAGUGGUGGAAUACUGCCAUGACAAAGACACAGACAUGUUUCAGAUUGGCCGCUCCACAGAGAGUCCCAUAGACUUUGUGGUGACGGACACUGUGUCUGGGGGUCAGGAGGGAGAGGAGACGCCCAUCACCCAGAGCACCAUCUCGCGCUUUGCCUGUCGUGUCGUCUGUGAGAGGGUCCUGCCCUACACCGCCCGCAUCUAUGCUGCUGGCUUUGACUCCUCCAAGAACAUCUUCCUGGGGGAAAAAGCCGCCAAGUGGAAGAACCCGGAUGGUCACAUGGAUGGGCUGACAACCAAUGGGGUGCUGGUGAUGCACCCCAGGGGUGGGUUCACAGAGGAGUCCAAGCCGGGUGUAUGGAGGGAGAUCUCUGUGUGUGGAGAUGUUUACACCCUGAGAGAGACCCGUUCUGCUCAGACCCGCGGCAAACUGGUGGAGUGUGAGAGCAACGUGCUGCAGGACGGUUCCCUGGUAGACCUAUGUGGCGCCACCCUGCUGUGGCGCACAGCUGAUGGCCUCUUCCACACACCCACCCAGAAGCACCUGGAGGCCCUGCGGCAGGAGAUCAACGCAGCGCGCCCCCAGUGCCCUGUGGGCCUCAACACCCUGGCUUUCCCCAGCAUGCAGCGCAGCCGCGCCCUCUCCUCCCUGGAGGACAAGCAGCCCUGGGUCUACCUGGCCUGUGGCCACGUGCACGGCUACCACAACUGGGGCCACCGCUCGGAACAGGAGCCCAGCGCCCAGCGGGAGUGCCCCAUGUGCCGGACCGUGGGCCCCUACGUGCCGCUGUGGCUGGGCUGUGAGCCCGCCUUCUACGUGGAUGUGGGCGCCCCCACACACGCCUUUGUGCCGUGCGGACACGUGUGCUCAGAGAAGUCGGCAAAGUACUGGGCGGAGAUCCCUCUGCCCCAUGGCACCCAUGCCUUCCAUGCCGCCUGCCCAUUCUGUGCCACCCAGCUCUGCCUCACCCAGGGCUGUGCCAAGCUCAUCUUCCAGGGCCCCAUUGACUGAGCUGCAGGGCCCUGGGGUGGGGGAAAGAACGAGGCAGGAGGGCCAACAUGCUGUGAAACUGUUCAGACUAUUUAGUGCUUUGUUUUUUUAUCACCGACUGUAAAGGGGAGGAACGCUUCACAAGGUUGAUGGUGUACUACAACAGUAUGUUCCACGUUUCCGUGGAGAUGGGCCUGUAGGCAGUGGUCCAUUACACAGUGUUUGGUUUGGGCUUCUGGUCCUCUCGAUGGCCGCUGGUGUAGUGUACACACAGCGAUGUGGACCUAAGGCACAACCACAGAAACCAUCAUACUCUUUAGCUGCCAGCCAUCAGCUUUCAACUCAACUGAGCUAACUCUCUGGACUUUGCAAGCUAAAAUGGCUGCUCAUUUCAAGUAGAAGGGCUACAAAACGUGUUUAUCGAUCAUAAACUCCAAACGGAUUACAGAGAGUAGGUUUAGUUAGGGUAUGUGGGAGUUGGGUGGGUUCAUGGUGGGCCUGAGGUGCAUGAUUUUCACAGAGCCAGACAGCUGGACUGUUGGCUGGGAGGAGGGCUGAGCGAGCCAGCAAGGUUCAUGGGUAACUAGUUAAGUGCUCCCCAUUGGCUCCUCAGCUCUUAUUUGGUUUUUAAUGGUAUCCAGAACAUUUAGCCUUUCCAGAGGUGAGCUGAACUCUGUUCUGUUCAGAGAACAAGUCCUUAAAAGAAAACAAGUGUUUUUCUCUCCUCUUGUACAGAGAUAUAUUCCAGUGCCUGGGGCUCCCAGUAAAACCCUGGGAAUAUUUUUACUAAAUGAAAAAAGCUAUUUUGUUGAGGGUUAUUAAGGGAGGGGAGAAUUUUACAUAAAGUAUAAAGAAAUUUAACCCACAGAAUAUUUUCCAUCUUUUUUAUUCUUUGUUAAGAAGUAUUUUACUACACUGAGGUGUACAGUUUUUUUUUUGUAAAUGAAAAUGUUAAUAUAUUUUUAUCUUGUGUAACUAUUAUGUGCAUGUAGGUUGGAUCACAUGGGUGUGCUUGAAUGUGUCAACACCGGCUCAUACGGAGACAUUAGUCCCUUGACGUAACCACCAAAAGGCAACAACAGGCCACUGACAUCAACCUUGUGGGUCAUGACAAUGAAUCUAUUAAAAUACCUAUUUUCCUCACCAUUGGCACGUUAGCCUAAAUUAUGCAAUUGCUUCGCUGAAUGGCUAGGUCUGUUCCUUCUUAAUAUACUGUAAAACUCUGGUGUCUCGUGAUAUCAGUAAAGGCCUUUGUCAACUCUU